Molecule: messenger RNA, 210 nt
Organism: Melampsora larici-populina 98AG31
Lineage: Eukaryota; Fungi; Basidiomycota; Pucciniomycetes; Pucciniales; Melampsoraceae
Exons: 5
Coding region: 1-210 (69 amino acids)
Biological process (GO): post-translational protein targeting to membrane, translocation; protein targeting
Cellular component (GO): membrane; Ssh1 translocon complex
Molecular function (GO): transmembrane protein transporter activity
Source: RefSeq, a predicted model, not a curated record
AUGGAACAAGUAAGAGAACUCAGUGAACUGCCUCAAAAGUUCGUAAAAGAAGGUACUCAAUUUAUGAACCGAUGUACAAAACCUGAUCAAAAAGAAUACGUUCAAAUCUGUAAAGCUGUAGCUAUUGGAUUUGCCAUCAUGGGUUUUAUUGGAUACUUUGUUAAAUUGAUUCAUAUUCCUAUCAAUGGUAUCUUAGUUGGUAGUGCAUAA